GGCGACCUGCAUGACCCGGAAGCCGUGCUGGCGGAGAAGGAGUAUUUCUGGGUAGGAGCGAGGUGACCCCGGCUGCAGGGGGAACUGCGGCAGCCGCAACGAUGGGGGCGCAUCUGGCCCGGCGAUACCUGGGCGAUAGCUCGGGGGAGCCUGAUCCCCUGCGGAUGCCCACCUUUCCGCCGGACUACGGCAUCCCCGGGCGCAAGGAGCGCGAGAUGGUGGCCACGCAGCAGCAGAUGAACGACGCCCAGCUGGUGCUGCAGCAGCGGGACUACUGCGCCCACUACCUCAUCCGGCUGCUCAAGUGCAAGCGCGACAGCUUCCCCAACUUCCUGGCCUGCAAGCACGAGCAGCACGACUGGGAUUACUGCGAGCACCUCGACUAUGUGAGCCGCAUGAAGGAGUUUGAGCGGGAGCGGCGGCUGCUCCAGCGAAAGCAUCGGCGAGAAAAGAAGGCAGCAGACGCGGCCAGGGGCCAUGGGUCCGGUGAGGUAGCCCCUGAGGUGGCCCUGUAGGGACGUGCUGCCACCUUGUGGACCAGUUGAAGAAAUAAAAGCCUC
Messenger RNA from Trichechus manatus latirostris (Florida manatee), 560 nucleotides. It is a transcript of the gene NDUFB7, whose product is annotated as NADH:ubiquinone oxidoreductase subunit B7. The record is from RefSeq and is a predicted model, not a curated record. The coding region runs from base 102 to 515 and encodes 137 amino acids. NCBI's taxonomy places the organism in Eukaryota, Metazoa, Chordata, Mammalia, Sirenia, Trichechidae. Gene Ontology annotation, cellular component: mitochondrion. The transcript has 3 exons.